Messenger RNA from Aspergillus thermomutatus, 1038 nucleotides. RefSeq lists its product as uncharacterized. The transcript is spliced from 3 exons. NCBI's taxonomy places the organism in Eukaryota, Fungi, Ascomycota, Eurotiomycetes, Eurotiales, Aspergillaceae. The record is from RefSeq and is a predicted model, not a curated record. The coding region runs from base 1 to 1038 and encodes 345 amino acids.
AUGUCGGUUCCCUCAUAUGGCAUCGCCUCCAUCCCAGGAGAUGGUGUCGGUCCCGAAGUCGUGAAAGCUGCCAUUGAGGUGGUCACGAAGCUGGCCGCCGUAUUGCGCACUUUUGAAAUCGAAUUCACGUGGGGUUCCGACUACUGGGAAAAGACGGGCUCCUACGUUCCUGACGACUACUUGGAAGUCUAUCGACAGUUCGAUGCAUGUCUCUUUGGUUCCGUCGGCGCACCAGAUGUCCCCGAUCAUAUCUCCCUCUGGGGUCUCCUCCUCGCCAUCCGCAGUCCACUCCAGCUCUUCGCCAACCCCCUCGCAGCCCCGCCCGAAAACGGAAUUGACUGGGUGCUCAUCCGCGAGAACUCUGAAGGUGAAUACUCCGGACACGGCGGACGCUCACACAUCGGUCAGCCCUGGGAGACUGCGACUGAAGUGGCCAUCUUCACACGGAUAGGCGUGGAGCGGAUCUUCAGGUUCGCUUUUGAGACGGCGCGCUCGCGGCCAAGAAAACAUUUAACUGUCGUGAGCAAAAGCAAUUCCCUUCGGCACGGGCUGGUGCUCUGGGAUGAAGUUGCCGCAGAAGUGGCCCGCGAUUUCCCGGAUGUGACCUGGGAUAAGGCACUGGUAGAUGCAAUGACUGUUCGGAUGGUGAAUAAACCAGAGACGCUAGACACUGUUGUGGGGACAAAUCUGCACAUGGAUAUUCUGUCUGAUCUGGCCGCGGCUCUGGCGGGAUCGAUUGGCAUUGCAGCCUCGAGUAACCUCGAUCCGACGCGGAAGAACCCGUCCAUGUUUGAGCCAGUCCAUGGGAGUGCAUUUGAUAUCACUGGCAUGGGGGUUGCGAACCCCAUUGGCGCGAUCUGGUCUGCAGCGGAGAUGUUGACAUGGUUGGGCCAAGGAGCAGAGGCGGAUCGACUCAUGGAUUGUGUCAAGUCUGUUUGUCAGGCGGGGGUUGUGACUGCGGAUCUGGGAGGUUCGGCUACGACGAGGGUCAUAGUCGAUGCCAUCUGUGAGGAGAUAUCUCGCCAAGGGCCCCUGUGA